This is a messenger RNA of Pundamilia nyererei, 1905 nucleotides long. RefSeq names its product complement factor I (gene cfi). The record is from RefSeq and is a predicted model, not a curated record. Gene Ontology annotation, cellular component: membrane. Gene Ontology annotation, biological process: proteolysis. Lineage: Eukaryota; Metazoa; Chordata; Actinopteri; Cichliformes; Cichlidae. Bases 1 to 1728 code for a protein of 575 amino acids. The transcript has 16 exons. Gene Ontology annotation, molecular function: serine-type endopeptidase activity; protein binding.
AUGCCUCCCUCCCUUGGCAGGAAGACUCGUGCAUCAUGUGAUGUGGCUUUUUGCCUUCCAUGGGAGCGUUGCGUUGAAGGAAAGUGCACAUGUAAACCUCCUUAUCUGUGCCCCGUUGAGAAUGUGAACCCAGUUUGUGGCCAUGACAACAGGAACUACCGAUCCUACUGCCAGGUGAUGGCGCUCUCAUGCCGGACCAGGAAAUCCCACAUGUCCCACUUUGGGGAUGACUGUGAUGUAAAUGGUCCAAAGUUCAGAACUUCAAUAGAUGAGGAAACCGGAUUAGUCAAGUUGUUUGUUCCUGACAGCAAUGGUGGGGAGGAAUUACUGGUGUGUAAGAAGAUGUGGAACAUGGCUGCUGCUAAUGUGGCUUGCAAGGAACAGAAGAAACCACUGGGUGCAGCAUCCAAAAACACAGUGGAGUACAACACCUUGACAGCUUCCACACAGCUUCCACACAGAUGUGUUAGUGUCUACUGUCAAGGUUAUGAAACGUCCUUAGCUGAGUGUGUUAUCUACGACAAAGUGGAGGUUACAAAAGGAUCGUUAGUUGCUACUGCAACCUGUUACCAGGAAUCAACAGCACCAACAGACCAUCCCUUCACCUGUGUGAAUGGAAAGCGUGUGGCUCAAUACCAGACGUGUAACGGAAUUGAUGAUUGUGGUGACCAAAGUGAUGAGAUGUGCUGCAAAAAGUGCAGAAAAAAUGCUUUCCACUGUAAAACGGGAGUGUGUAUUCAUAAAGAAGCACUCGCUGACGGCAAGAUCGACUGCCUGGAUGGCGAGGAUGAAUCAAACAAAUUUAAGUCAAAGCAAAAAUCACUUUCACUGAAAGGUCUGCCCAAAAAUUCAGAGUACAUCUCUCCAAUGAAUGAAACGAAGGCCAACAGAAAAGCCCUGGAGGCCAAUCUGGUCUGUGGCAUUCCAAAUGCUACCACAGUGGAUGAUGAGGAAGUGGUGCAACGAGGAAAGAGUACCCAUGGAAGAGUCAAGAGGGUAGUCGGGGGAGUACCAGCAAAGCCGACCCAAAUUCAGUGGCAGGUUGCUCUGGAGGAAAACAAGAGGAUUGACUGUGGAGGAGCUUAUAUCGGAGGCUGCUGGGUCAUCACUGCAGCUCACUGUGUCAGACCCAACCCCCGUGCCUUCAGAGUGAAGUUUUCCCUCUGGAAAAAAUCUCGAGCUCAAGACACAACUGACAUUGUUCCUGUUGAGGACAUCAUUAUCCACCCAAAUUAUGUUGCCAACACAUAUGAAAACGACAUCGCUCUGGUAAAACUCCAGAAGCUUCCAUUCACAGAGAAAUGUUUGGUGGACAAUCCAGCAAUAAGCGCAGUCUGUGUUCCCUGGUCCACACACCUCUUCCAGCCCAACCACACCUGCAGUAUCUCUGGGUGGGGACGAACUGCAGAGGGGAGGUCAGCUUCAGUGUUGCUCUGGGCCAACGUUUCUCUGAUCGACAAUUGCGGCAGAUUCUAUGGAAACCGCUUCAAACCAGGCAUGAUGUGUGCAGGUGAUGUGGAAGGCAGCGUGGACUCCUGUCAGGGUGACAGUGGAGGUCCUCUGGUUUGUGUGGAUGAGUUAGGCGUUUCCUACCUGUGGGGCAUCGUCAGCUGGGGUGAGAGGUGUGGACAGCCAGGAUUCCCUGGAGUUUAUACACAGGUCGCGCAUUACUUCGAGUGGAUUAGGCUUCACAUAGGUUGGUUUGCAGUCACCAAAUUCAACUCAUAAUAUGGAAAACCCACAGCAUGUGGCCACAUUUCAAUAUAGGUGUGCCAUUUUAUUUUGGUUAAAACUGCUCAGUGAAAGAUGGUAAAAGACGCAUUCACUGUUUGAUGUUACUGCUUGGACCUACUGUUUGUAUUGGUAUUAAAAUACUACGUUCUAUCCAGUAAAACACCAAUAAAA